This is a messenger RNA of Penicillium diatomitis, 3258 nucleotides long. Its product is annotated as WD40 repeat domain-containing protein. NCBI's taxonomy places the organism in Eukaryota, Fungi, Ascomycota, Eurotiomycetes, Eurotiales, Aspergillaceae. Gene Ontology annotation, molecular function: protein binding. Gene Ontology annotation, cellular component: mitotic spindle. The record is from RefSeq and is a predicted model, not a curated record. Gene Ontology annotation, biological process: regulation of mitotic cell cycle; mitotic spindle organization. The transcript has a single exon. Bases 1 to 3258 code for a protein of 1085 amino acids.
AUGGCCAAUACUGCGCCCCUCAGCACCAAAUCGAAGCUCGUCGGCCCCGGAUCCUCUCUUCGAAUCACACCGUCCAACUCUCCUGUCCUUCGACCGGGCGCUCGAUCGCCGAGUAAACCAGCUCAUGUGUCGGUGCUAUCUCUUCAGACGGUCCUAGGAACAACGAGUUCCACCCCCAAUGGCUUCUCCAGCCAUGAGCCGAGUCGAAGAUUCGCGUUAUGCGCGGGGUCCGCGGCCGUGCUAGCAGAAGUCGACAACGAUGGCAAUGUUUCCCAACGAUUUUUUCGGGCCCGCCCAUCAGCGUCGAGUGUCAAUCCCACAACGUCCUUCUACAACCAGUCGGCACCGCCUGCGACACCAGACCCGCGCUCCCGUUCCCUCGCCCAUAUCCGCUCCAAUCCUCAUCUAACACUCACAAACGGCUCGCCUUCGAACGAUGUCAGCGAUAGUGGAAGCCCACGUGUCUGGUCAUCACGCGAAAGGGUCAAGGCUGUCACUUGCGUCUCAAUCAGUCCCAAUGGCCGUUUCCUGGCGGUUGGAGAAACCGGAUAUAACCCACGGGUACUGAUCUUCUCGACCGCUCUGGAUUCGUCGCCGGAUGUGCCUCUGUCCAUCAUCAAUGAACAUACGUUUGGGGUGUGCAGUUUGGCUUUUAGUCCGGACUCGCAGUACUUGGCAACUUUGGGAAACCCCAACGAUGGAUUCCUCUUCAUUUGGUCCAUCAAUUUGAAAACCGGGCUAGCAAAGCUACAUUCUACCAACAAGUGCACGUCGAUAGUUCGUGAGAUCCGAUGGGUUGGCCAGGCAUUGGUCACGGUUGGAGUCCGUCAUGUCAAAGUGUGGAGGCUACCGGUCGUACGGCCCGCAUCGCCGACAAAGACCAGGUUGGCUCUUGAAGGAGUCCCAUCGUCUAACCCGGUGCCCAAGGCACUUUCCGGCCGGAACUGUAUUCUGGGUCAAAUGAACGAUCAUACAUUCGCGUGCAUCAGCAGCAUCUCCGAACGGGAGGCGGUGCUGGGAACCGAGUCAGGGGCGGUCUGUUUACUAGACGAUCGUGAAGGUUGCCAGCGAUUGACGGUCGCUAAACAGGUGGAGUUUGCAAUCACAUCUGUGGCGGUAGACAUCGACCGAGAGUCGAUAUGGUUGGGAGGCCGAGAAAAGCGUGUUCAACGGCUUACAUUCGAGGACUUACGAUCUUCCGCGCUCAAUUCUUCCUCAUUUACAUUUCGGACGGAGAGAUCUGCAAUGAUCAAGAAUAUCAAACCCCCUGCUCUCGUGUGCAUGGGCUUGAUCUCGUCAUACCUAGUCACAGUGGAAGCAACGAGGGAAAUUCAAGUAUAUCCCAUUGGCAGCAUUCCCGAGAACGGAGAACUCGAUCGUGGGACGACUCGUGUAUCGGCACAUCAAGAUCCCGUGUUGGGUAUUCGCGCACUCAGGACGCCUAACAUUCUAGGCGCGGACAUUUUCUCGUGGUCCCGCAAUGGCUCAGUGAAUUUUUGGGAUUUCAGCGGCAAAUGCCUCCUCACAAGGACCGUGACAGUAGGGGAAAGUGUAGCGGGGGACGAGGACGUUCAAAACGAAUUGAAAGUUCUCAGAGCGACAGAUGACGCGGAUUGGUUUGUGGCCGGGGAUAGGUACGGCGUGGUCAGGUUCGUCUCAUUUCUGCUCCCCUCUAAUUUUUCGAUUGCGCGAGAAUCGUUUCGCUCACUCGUACACUACAGACUAUAUCUUGGCAAAACCUGGGACUGUGUUGAAGAGACCCGUGCUCACGGAGCUGAGAUCACGGAUGUCGCUGUUCAGAAAGUGGAUAACUGCUGGCUAGUGGUCACUGCGGGUCGGGACAGAAUGGUGCAGCUUUUUCUGAAAUCGGAGUCGCAUUUGCAAUUGAAGCAAACAAUGGACGAGCAUGUCGGUGCAGUGGGACAGGUCUUAUUUCUCAACGAUGGCCAAAAACUUCUUUCAAGCUCUGCAGAUCGCACAAUCGUGAUCCGGGAGCGAGCGACCAGAGAGGACGAGGGCAUGACCUGUUUUGCCUACCUCAUCACUAGGGUUAUCACUUUGAAAGCGUCACCUGUGUCCAUGGCCCUAAGUCCUGACGACUCGAACACUCUCUACGUCUCUAGCAUGGACCGAUGCAUAUUUAGAUUCGACAUCCCUUCUGGACGCCAAGUACACAGCUUUCGCGCAUCAGACUCUGAAGCAAAUGAUGCUGUGGUAAUGAGCUCCAUGACAAUCUUGGACGAGAUCCCCGAAAAGAGCCCCAAGCUUCUCAUCGGCGUUUCCAGCACUGACAAGUCAAUUCGAGUCUACGAUCUCGAAAAGGACUGUUUGCUGACUGGUGAGUUUGGACACACCGAGGGGGUCACUGAUGUCCUACUAUACGAACAACCCAGUCGUUCUGAGAAUGAUCGACCUGGCAGGCGGAAUCUGAUCACCAGUGGACUAGACGGCCUACUGAUGAUCUGGGACUUAUCUGUGCAGCCGUAUCUACCUAUCGAGUACGGCCAAGGGACACGAGACGAUGAAGGACCAGUUAAAGAGUCGGCCGCGGCUAGACCACCGUUGCGAAAGGUACUUUCGCGAAGCGAGUUGGCAGGUUUUCAGCGACCUGAUAAUCCUAGUCCGCUGGGCACGCCCACGCCGAGUCGCGCAUAUUCCCCGACACUGAGUAGAAAGACAUCCCGACUUUCAUUGAAUCCGCCAAGCGCGCAAAGAACGUCGCACCAUGAGACUCCCUCGCCACCAAACACUCGUACCUCGAUUUCAUUGACUUCGAACGAGAACCUGCGACGAUCUCCAUCGCCCAUCAGUCCACGAGCAAAGCCUCACACGCCUACUCCAGCCCAGUCGAAGACUGUGAGAAGCACCAAUAGGCGUUCCUCCACCGAUUUCCGCUCCCGAGUCAAACCAUCCAGUCGUAGUGAAUUUGGCAGCUUGGAUAUGUCUACUGACCAGCUGUGCCGGGCUCUUCGAGCAUAUCGCAAAAAGCUACAUUGUUCGAGAAAGCAACCCCAUGCCCAAAAUGAGCUUGAGCGUGAACUCUUGACUACAUUGCGAGCCGUGGGCACUCGUUACCAAAGCAGCGACGAGAGUGGCGAGACAGAAACAGACAGUAGCGGUAAAGAACUGGAACGGCAACCGGCUAAUCAGUCCGUCUCGUCGCGCCCGCAUCAGCCGCGUCACAUGCCGUCCACCCCUUUGCUUCGCCAGAGAGAGGUUCGCCCCGUGUCGCGUAGUCACUCUUACGACGCCAGCUAG